Sinocyclocheilus grahami is the source of this 830-nucleotide messenger RNA. RefSeq names its product NEDD8-activating enzyme E1 catalytic subunit-like. Gene Ontology annotation, biological process: protein neddylation. The transcript is spliced from 9 exons. Gene Ontology annotation, cellular component: nucleus; cytoplasm. Gene Ontology annotation, molecular function: NEDD8 activating enzyme activity. Lineage: Eukaryota; Metazoa; Chordata; Actinopteri; Cypriniformes; Cyprinidae. The record is from RefSeq and is a predicted model, not a curated record. Bases 276 to 830 code for a protein of 184 amino acids.
CCGCACUCAGCAACAGUCCUUUACUACCCACUCAUUCACAACCAGAAAGAUGGUUAAUCAAUAACCAUGACAUUUAAUGUCGAACUGUAUAAACCAGUGGCGCUGUGCUUCAUCCCUCCAGCACAUGCUCAAAUCUGCAAAGAAAAAACAUCUUUCUGUCAAAUUAAAUGGAGUUUGAAGUGGGUUACAGGCCUCCAAGUGGCGAGCAUUUCGACUUGAACGGUGACAGAUUCGCCGCCGCAAAGCAGGAUGGGUAAGAAUGGGACGCUGAAAGUAUGGCGGAUGGAGAAGAGCCGGAAAAGAAAAGAAGGAGAAUAGCGGCGCUGACUGAGAACAUGGCAGUUGAAGGUUGCAGUAUUGGUGACUGGGAUGGCCGCUGGAGUCAUGUGCAGAAGUUCCUGGAGAGAACUGGCCCCUUCACACACCCAGACUUUGAACCUAGUGAGGAGACAUUACAGUUUCUGUUGGAAACAUGCAAAAUCCUGGUCAUUGGAGCUGGGGGUCUUGGCUGUGAACUACUGAAAAACCUGGCUCUGUCAGGUUUUCGUCAUAUUCAUGUUGUGGAUAUGGACAUCAUUGAUGUCUCCAACCUCAACAGACAGUUCCUCUUUAGGUCCAAAGAUGUUGGCCGACCUAAAGCAGAUGUGGCAGCUGAGUUUAUAAACCACCGUGUUCCUGGUUGUAAUGUUGUACCACAUUUUAAAAAAAUUCAGGAUUUUGAUGCUUCAUUUUAUAGACAGUUUCAUAUUAUUGUUUGUGGGCUGGACUCAAUCAUUGCCAGGCGCUGGAUCAAUGGGAUGCUGGUCAGUUCUGAUACAUCAUGCAUUUAA